AUGGCAUUUGAAAACAAGACAUUCAAUGAUGACUUUAUUCUACUAGACUUCUCAAAAGGACCAAUGGCCUGUUCAUUUUUAAUCUCUAUGGCUUACAUCAUGGUUCUUAUUGCCAACCUGUCAGUAUUUAGUAUUAUCCAGGUAGACAGACACCUCCAUACUCCAAUGUACUUUUUCUUGUCUUCCUUGUCCAUCUUAGACGUGUGUUACUCUACAAUCAUCCUCCCAGCUAUGGUGGUCAAUGCUAUAACAGCAAACAGGAGGAUCUCUUUCAGUGGAUGCUUUAUCCAGCUCUAUUUCUUUAUCUGUGUUGGAGGAACUGAAUGUCUUCUUCUGGCUGCCAUGGCUUAUGACAGAUAUGUAGCUAUAUGUAAUCCCCUACAGUAUGUCCUCAUUAUGAACAAAAGGUUCUGCUCCUACAUUGUGGCAGGAUGUUUCCUGCUUGGUUUGAUCAACUCUAUGUUCCACACUUUGAUGACUUUAAGACUAUCAUUUUGUGGAUCUCGCAAUAUCAAUAAUUUCUUCUGUGAUGUUCUUCCAAUGUUAGAAGCUGCGUGUAGCGACAUAUACAGUAGUCAGAUGCUGAUAAGAGUAGACACGGUGCUGCUUGGAGUAUCCACAUUUUUAGUUGUGAUGAACUCCUACACACACAUAAUUUCCACCAUAUUGAAAAUCCACUCUUCUGAGGGAAGGAAGAAGGUUUUCUCCACAUGUUCCUCUCAUAUCAUUGUUGUCACAAUUUUUUACAUAACAGGUAUCUUGAGCUACAAUGGCCCCAAGUCUGGAAAAUCUUUUACUGGUUCCCGAGUGUCAUCUAUUAUGAAUUGUGUGUUACCUCCAUUGCUGAAUCCCAUUAUAUAUUGCCUGAGAAACAAUGAGGUGAAGAGAGCCUUAAAAAAAGCAAUUGCUAGUAUUUGA
Molecule: messenger RNA, 918 nt
Organism: Bufo bufo (common toad)
Lineage: Eukaryota; Metazoa; Chordata; Amphibia; Anura; Bufonidae
Product: olfactory receptor 1020-like
Exons: 1
Coding region: 1-918 (305 amino acids)
Biological process (GO): G protein-coupled receptor signaling pathway
Cellular component (GO): membrane
Molecular function (GO): olfactory receptor activity; G protein-coupled receptor activity
Source: RefSeq, a predicted model, not a curated record